Triticum dicoccoides is the source of this 1673-nucleotide messenger RNA. Its product is annotated as NAC domain-containing protein 92-like. NCBI's taxonomy places the organism in Eukaryota, Viridiplantae, Streptophyta, Magnoliopsida, Poales, Poaceae. The transcript is spliced from 3 exons. The record is from RefSeq and is a predicted model, not a curated record. Bases 156 to 1181 code for a protein of 341 amino acids. Gene Ontology annotation, molecular function: DNA binding. Gene Ontology annotation, biological process: regulation of DNA-templated transcription.
GUCUCUCUCCCUUCCCUUGUUCCUAAACCCGCCUCUCUCUCCCUCUUUCACACACGCCUCUUCCUCUUCCUCUCUCUCUCGGCUUCCAUUUCCUCUUCUUCUAGCUAGCUUGCUUCGGUGCCCGGCGGAGUUGGGGCACGCGCGCGCGCGCGGAGAUGUCUGAGGCGUCGGUGGUAAACCAGGCGGAGGUGGAGGACGCGGCGGCGGCGGCGGCGGCCGGGCUGGACCUGCCGCCGGGGUUCCGGUUCCACCCCACGGACGAGGAGAUCAUCUCGCACUACCUCACCCCCAAGGCGCUCGACCACCGCUUCUGCUCCGGCGUCAUCGGCGAGGUCGACCUCAACAAGUGCGAGCCAUGGCAUCUCCCAGGCAAGGCCAAGAUGGGCGAGAAGGAGUGGUACUUCUUUUGCCACAAAGACCGCAAGUACCCGACGGGGACGAGGACGAACCGCGCCACCGAGAGCGGCUACUGGAAGGCCACCGGCAAGGACAAGGAGAUCUUCCGGGGGAGGGGCAUCCUCGUCGGAAUGAAGAAGACGCUCGUCUUCUACCUAGGCCGCGCCCCCCGCGGCGAGAAGACCGGCUGGGUCAUGCACGAGUUCCGCCUCGAGGGCAAGCUCACUCACCCGCUCCCGCGCUCCGCCAAGGACGAGUGGGCCGUGUCCAAGGUGUUCAACAAAGAGCUCACGGCCACCAACGGGGCAAUGGCAGCGGCGGAGGCCGGGAUCGAGCGAGUCAGCUCCUUGGGCUUCAUCACUGACUUCCUUGACUCUGGGGAGCUGCCGCCCCUCAUGGACCCUCCCUUGGGCGGCGACGUCGACGAAGUCAUCGAUUUCAAGUCCACCUCUGCCUACGCCACCGGUGCCCAUUCCGGACUCCAGGUUAAGAUGGAACAGCACAUGCCGCCGCACAUGAUGUACUCGAGCCCCUACUUCUCCCUGCCGGCCGCCAACUCCGGCGACAUGUCGCCGGCGAUCCGGAGGUACUGCAAGGCGGAGCAGGUCUCGGGGCAGACGUCUGCGCUCAGCCCGUCCCGCGAGACCGGGCUGAGCACCGACCCCAACGCCGCCGGUUGCGCGGAGAUCUCAUCGGCGGCGACACCGUCGUCUCAGAAUCAAGAGUUCCUUGACCAAUUCGACGAGUACCCCGCCCUGAACCUCGCCGACAUUUGGAAGUACUGAAGCCGGCCGGAGCUGCACCUACCACAUGAUUCUCGCUCGAUUGGUUCUGGCUCGUUGAUUAAUUACUCAGUUGGAUUACUUAACUUGGUGUGUGAUGCUCGUGUUAGUGGUUUGCUGAUGCAGCAUCAUCUUCUUUCCGGAGGACUCUCGGGUCGGAUCAGGUUACUAUCUAUCCAGACAGACCGACAGACCUCCAGGGAUUAGCUAGGCAUCCUUAAUCAUGUUAUUAAAUUAAUUAGUCCUAGGUUCAUAUCUUGAUCUGUGUGUACAUAUCACUACAACUAUAUUCUGAUUGUGAUUAAUUACUAGCAGUAGCAGCAUGAUGGUUAUACAAUUAAUGUGUGUAGAUUAGGGGGGACGACUUCAGAUCCAUUUGUGAAUCGAUUAAUUUGGGCGCCGUUGAUGAGCCAGCCAGCUAGCUCUACUACUAGUAGCUUUGUAUGUACAUGUACCACCAUUGAUCAUUAAUUGCUUGAGUUUGACAUGUCACUA